This is a messenger RNA of Trichoderma harzianum CBS 226.95, 567 nucleotides long. RefSeq lists its product as hypothetical. Bases 1 to 567 code for a protein of 188 amino acids. The transcript has a single exon. The record is from RefSeq and is a predicted model, not a curated record. NCBI's taxonomy places the organism in Eukaryota, Fungi, Ascomycota, Sordariomycetes, Hypocreales, Hypocreaceae.
AUGCCACAAUACAUUUAUAUCAACGGAUAUCCAGGAGUUGGCAAGUUGACCAUCGCUAAGGAACUUGAGAAACUUAUACUCAGUUCAAAGAUUUACCAUAAUCAUUUAUUUAUCGAUCCUGUCGCCCCAUUAGUCGAUCGCUGCUCACCACACUAUCACGACAUACGGACGAGCUUUCGACGCCACAUCCUCAAUACCAUUGCCACAUCUGAGGCAACACAACAAUUCACCUGGAUUUUCACCGAUUCUCGAUCUUCAAGCUUGAUCGGUAGUACGGGUGCCGAAGAUUACAGAGAUGCAGCCAAUAAAAGAGGCGUCCCAUUCAUUUCCAUCGUACUACGCUGCCAGUUGGAGGAAAAUGUGACAAGAGUACUGGGUGAAGGGCGCGGCGCUGGCUUUAAUACUAAGCUGACGGAUCCAGAGGCAUUGAAAAGAAUUAGACAAGAGGAGGAUAUCUAUACUUUUGGAGGGCCAUAUGAGUUGGAACUAGAUAUUACAAACAUAACACCAACAAGAGCUGCGCAAAAGAUAUAUGAGCAUCUAGCUAAGGUUAUCCAUACUACUUGA